AUGGAACUCGAUAUGGAAUGUAGAGAUCCCAAUGCCCUGAACAGUAAUGUUCAGGUUGCCUUUGAUGAUGUUAUCGCAGAACCAGAAGGUGCCCAUAGCAUUGACUGCGUGUGGAAGAAUAGUUAUUGGUGCUUCAACUGUGGUAAGAACUGCUGCUACAAGUUUAUGACCUUCCUUUGCGGAAUUUGCAUCGCUCUUUACUGGGGCUGCGAAUUCGCCAUGAUCGCCUUUGAUAUGAUUUGGUGUGUGACACCAAUGAUGAGGGUGCAUGCUAUUUACUGCGGAUGUGCCCAGAAGUUCUUCGGAGCCUGUGUUAACUGUUUCCUGACCCCAAUUUGUGAGACAACUGGUCUGAUGUUCAGUAAGAUAACAGUCAAAAACACAUAG
Molecule: messenger RNA, 387 nt
Organism: Pecten maximus
Lineage: Eukaryota; Metazoa; Mollusca; Bivalvia; Pectinida; Pectinidae
Product: caveolin-1-like
Exons: 2
Coding region: 1-387 (128 amino acids)
Biological process (GO): caveola assembly
Cellular component (GO): caveola
Molecular function (GO): molecular adaptor activity
Source: RefSeq, a predicted model, not a curated record